UUCACGUAGGUUAACAUGCGGCAAAAUUCCCAAUGACCAAUCCUUCGAACAUAGGCAAAUAAUUAACCCACCGGUCAUACGGGUUGCAUACGUUGCAUAUUGUUUACAUCAACAAAGUACAUUUGAAAUUCCAAUGGAUAAAAAAGAAGUUUCGGAUACAUUAGGUGCAGCAAAAAUCUAUCUGCAACGGCUAAAAUGUCUCGACAAGGAACUGCAAGUGGCCGAAAAACAGGUCGACAACACGUACUUGGAGGCAGAACAAAUUAUCAAUGAUACAUUUUCUAACCUCAAAGAUACAAUAAUCAAAAUUUUAAUUGGUAGACGACAAAAUUUAAUUGACCAAGCCCAGAAGGUUAGAAAAGAAGGUUUGACACCCCUUAGGGACUGUCGAAGUGUAAUAUCUGACAAAAUGAAAAGCACUUUAGAUCUGUUAAAGUUAGGUGAUUCGUUGCUGAGCGGGACCAAUAAAAAUAUCGGAACUUUCACACAAAAGUCGACUGUCCUUGGAGCCUUACCAGAAGUGCCUGAACUUACAGAAGUUCCUUACAUUUCGUUUCAAUAUGAAGUAAAUCUGGAGGACGAAUUGAGGAGAAUAUGUUCACAAAUUGGAGAAGUUUCUAGAAUUGCCCCAGUCCAAAUAAGUGAGUUAGUACAGAAACCAGGUGCCAUCUUAGUUGAGUGGAGUGUUAAUGCAGAUGAUGAAAGGGGUUCAGAUAUACAGUAUUUCAGACUACAAAGAGCUUAUGGGGAUGUACUAAAUGAUAAGCAUUUGGUUGCAAACUUUGUAGAUUGUUUUGAAGGCUUAGACACACAAUUCUUGGCAAAAGAUAUACAGCCUAAUCAACCAUACUCAUUCAGAGUUUGUUGUAAAUAUGAAGGUUCAACAGAAUGGAGUCCUUGGUCUCUAGCCAAAGUUGCUUUCACUGAACUGAAGCAUUUUUCAUGGAGAUUUAGCCAAGAUUAUAUAGUUACAAAUGAGAAUAAAAUUGCCAGAUGUACCAAGUCAUAUCCAGAGGUUUUGUUUUCUGAAGGACCACAGUUUUUAAUUGGGCACUCUAUUGAUUUCAUAUUUUUAGAAGCAGACUCAACAGAUGGAAUUAUUGGAUUACUCACAGAAGAUGCUUACACUUCAGUGAAUCACUUAAGAUAUAUUACAGAUGGUUCAUUUUUCAUUCAGAGGUCAGGCAGUAUAUUUGUUGAAGGGAUUGAGAAGUCAACUAAACUCCCAGAAUUCACAAAGGGUCAAACAAUAUCUUUUACAUGUGAAGCAGUUAAUGAGAAUAAAGUUAGAGUUAAUAUUGACUCCUGCAACAAAAGAGUUACCUAUGAAUGGCCCAUUAGUUUAGACACAAAAAUGUAUUUUGCAGCACAGUUUUAUUCAGACAAAUGGAAAGUGAUGGUAGAAUAAUUUCCUUUCUAAUUAAAUAUAUAUAUAUGCUUUGAUGGUAUUAACUGAAUAUUUAGUAAAUUACAAUUGUACAAUGACUGAGUGUGAAUAUGUAGUUAAUUGUUAUCAAUUUGUAACAAAAUGUACUUAGUUAAUAAUUCAGUGCCACAAAUAUUAGUUAGCUUAAACUAAAUUUUAUUUAUCUCAACUCGCAUCUCUGAAAAAAAAGUCUGUUCCUCUUUACUGGAACCUUGUGCCAAACUAUACAUUGUAAGUAGAAAUAUAUUGCUAAAUCUUGCGCACUAAUAUUAUAUCCCAGUUUGCUCAAUCAAAUACUCAUUUAUUUGGCUUUAUAAAAUAUGUUAGUUUUAUUUUAUAUACUCAUAAUUAAAUCAAAAUAAUCUCAAGGAUCCGUCAAUUGUUUCAUACGUAUAAAUAUGCAUAUACUAUAUUAAUUAAAUGUUAUAUUACCACAUAUAUAUGUAAAAUACACUGUUUAUGUAAAUAAAGUAUUUUCUAUUUGACCCCUCA
Molecule: messenger RNA, 1918 nt
Organism: Aethina tumida (small hive beetle)
Lineage: Eukaryota; Metazoa; Arthropoda; Insecta; Coleoptera; Nitidulidae
Product: cytokine receptor-like factor 3
Exons: 5
Coding region: 134-1408 (424 amino acids)
Molecular function (GO): protein binding
Source: RefSeq, a predicted model, not a curated record